Pyrus x bretschneideri (Chinese white pear) is the source of this 1099-nucleotide messenger RNA. Its product is annotated as beta-carotene isomerase D27, chloroplastic. Bases 28 to 837 code for a protein of 269 amino acids. The transcript is spliced from 6 exons. Gene Ontology annotation, molecular function: iron ion binding. The record is from RefSeq and is a predicted model, not a curated record. Lineage: Eukaryota; Viridiplantae; Streptophyta; Magnoliopsida; Rosales; Rosaceae.
GAGUUUUAGGUGAGAUUCCACAAAAAAAUGAAGGCUUCGGCUGUUGUUGGCCCUCCGACCACCAUUUUCUCACGAUCAUCUCCGCCACCACAGUUUCAAUCCCAACCCAAAUCUCAGCUGCUCCGAAACCAACGCUUUCGGGUCUCAUCCUCUUUGAUAAAAGAGCCACAAUCCCAAUUCCGGGAGAAGCAGCAGAAGCUUGGAGUGAUGGAUGAAUUGUUCCUCAAAGUGUUUAGAAGCAAAAUGGCUGAGGAAGUUGGAUGGGAUUCCGAAAAUCCCGGAUACGACGGACUCAUUGAUGUGGCGAAUCGGCUUAUGCUCACAAGUCCAACCAAUUCUCACGCUAAAGAAGCUGCGGUAAGAAUAUUGAGAUCCUUGUUCCCGCCGUUACUGUUAGACCUUUAUAAGUUGCUGGUAGCACCUUUACAAGGAGGAAAAGUAGCCGCCAUCAUGGUUGCAAGGGUGACUGCAAUUACUUGUCAAUGGCUUAUGGGUCCUUGCACAGUAAACUCAGUCGACUUACCAGACGGGACUUCAUGGAACAGUGGGGUGUUUGUAGAGAAAUGCAAGUACUUGGAAGAAAGCAAAUGCGUCGGUAUCUGUCUGAAUACUUGCAAGCUUCCCACUCAGGCUUUCAUCAAAGAUUAUAUGGGCGUUCCGUUAGUGAUGGAGCCGAACUUCGUCGAUUACAGCUGCCAGUUUAAAUUCGGUGUCCUCCCCCCACUUCCUGAAGAUGAUGCCACUCUCAAAGAACCCUGCUUGGAAAUCUGCCCUAACGCCACUCGACGGAGAGAAAUCGCCAGAAACAUUAACGUCGAGAAAUGUCCCAAGGCAUGAAUGACUGCAGCAUUCGCUUUGCUACAGGUGACAUCAAAAUACUAGAUUCGAAAGGAACGGUCAUUGUCAUAACCAACUCUUUGUGCAGGUCUUUUUGUAUGUUCAAAAGUCUGCUGUAAAUAACAAUGAAUCCGACACAACGAUCGAUCCUUGAUGGUAAUCAAACUAGAAAACAGGUACUGCAAAUUCUGUAUAACAUCCGACAGGGACUACAAAUUCUGUAAAGCCUUCAAAUGAAGUCGAGUUCAGCGCUCUCUCUCAA